Sciurus carolinensis (gray squirrel) is the source of this 1180-nucleotide messenger RNA. RefSeq names its product biogenesis of lysosomal organelles complex 1 subunit 4 (gene Bloc1s4). Bases 157 to 801 code for a protein of 214 amino acids. The transcript has a single exon. Gene Ontology annotation, cellular component: BLOC-1 complex. NCBI's taxonomy places the organism in Eukaryota, Metazoa, Chordata, Mammalia, Rodentia, Sciuridae. The record is from RefSeq and is a predicted model, not a curated record.
GACGCAUCUGCGCGGGCACGCCAGGGGCGCCGGCAGGUGCGGGAGCGCGGGCGCGCGUGGGCGUGACGCUGCGCGGCGAAGCCGGAAGCAGGGCGGGCGCGCGCGCCGGCAGGCGAGCGGGGCGGGAGCGCGGCGCGCGGGCGCCGGGAGCGGACCAUGGAGGGUCGCCCUGCCGGUGGACGGCCGUCCCGGGAGGAGGAGGCCGAGCCGCCGGGCACCUCUUGGAGCGGGGACAGCGGUAACGUGUCCCAGAGCCACAGCAGCGCCUCGGGGCCGUGGGAGGACGAGGGCCCCGAGGACGGCGCGCCCGGCCGCGACCUGCCGCUGCUGCGCCGCGCCGCCGCGGGCUAUGCCGCCUGCCUGCUGCCCGGGGCCGGGGCGCGGCCCGAGGUGGAGGCCCUGGACGCCAGCCUGGAGGACCUGCUCACCAGAGUGGACGAGUUCGUGGGCAUGCUGGACAUGAUCCGCGGAGACUCGUCCCACGUGGUCAGCGAGGGCGUGCCUCGCAUCUACGCCAAGGCCACGGAGAUGCGGCGCAUCUACAGCAAGAUCGACAAGCUCGAGGCCUUCGUGAGGAUGAUCGGCAGCAGCGUGGCCAGGAUGGAGGAGCAGGUCACCAGGGCCGAGGCCGAGCUGGGGGCCUUCCCCCGGGCCUUCCAGAAGCUCCUGCACACCAUCAGCGUGCCCUCCUUCUUCACCAAGCCGGCGCCCGGGAGGCCGCCGCACCCCGCCUACGAACCGCCGGUCCUGUUCCGUACUGAGGACCACUUCCCCUGUUGCAGCGACAGACCCCAGCUCUGAGUCGCCCGGCCCUGCUGCAGGAGGACCCCAAACGAGACUCUUACCCCGAGUAUUAAGUUAAUUAAAGGUCCUGAUCAUAGGCGUUUAGGAUGUGGCGUAUGGAGUUUUCACGUUUAUUUUCUGCAGACAACACAGUAUAUUCAUUAUAUUCCACGUGGAAAGUAUAGUUUGCCUUCGUUUUCAGGUCUCAUCUAGAAGCUGCUUGGUGGGGAAUGGGGAAGCAAAACGAAUGAACUCCCUCUGUGCACUGUGGCAAAACUGUUAUUUUUUAUGGAUUUUACUACUCGACUAACAGUAUUGCCUUUUCAAGAUUUAUAUAUUUAUAUAAGCAUAAGAAAUACUACUGAGCCAGUAAAGCCUUGUUAUUAUUCAAUUGCAA